Molecule: messenger RNA, 912 nt
Organism: Lachancea sp. 'fantastica'
Lineage: Eukaryota; Fungi; Ascomycota; Saccharomycetes; Saccharomycetales; Saccharomycetaceae
Source: the annotation of a GenBank genome assembly
AUGCCUCACACUGCCGAUAUUAACCAAGAAACCAAGUAUAAGCUCAACAACGGACUCGAGAUCCCAGUAGCUGGGUUUGGAGUUUAUAGGAUUAGUCCCGAAGAUACUGAAGAACGAGUUUAUCAAGCUUUAAAGGCUGGCUACAGACACAUCGAUUCAGCCGUGGCCUAUGGUAACGAAAAGGAGGCCGCUGCAGGUAUCCGUAAGUUUUCGAACGAGACCGGUAUUCCCAGAGAAGCCAUUUGGUUUACCACGAAACUCACCGGCCAGCAGCAGGGACUCGAAGAAACUAAACAGGCUUUAAGAGAUGUAGCCAAAGAUGUGAAAGAAUCAAUUGGAUACGUGGACUUGAUUCUGUUGCACUCGCCCAAAACUAGCUCCCAAAGACGUUUGGAAGCAUGGAAAGUGCUGGAAAACGCGGUAUUGAAUCCAGAAACCAGUUAUAUCCCAAUCAAGUCUAUCGGAGUGUCCAACUUUGGGGAGGCGCAUCUGGAACAGCUGUUAGCGGAAGCACGGGUCAAGCCGGUCUUGAACCAGCUGGAAUUGCAUCCUUGGCUGCCUCGUGUAGCGUUGCGUCAGUAUCUGAAGAAGCACGAAAUCUUGGCCGAAGCUUACUCCCCAUUGACGCAAGGCGAAAGACUCGAGGACCCCGAAUUGCUGUCUUUGGAGGCUCAAAGCGGCAUUUCCAAAGCCCAAUUGUUGCUGCGUUGGUCUUACCUACAGGGAUUCAUUGUUCUCGUCAAGACCAACAACCCUGAGCGUAUAGUGAGCAACCUAGAGGUCCUGCCUAAGAAGGAUGACGACUGGAAAGUUUCGCUGGACGACACUAUUUGGAAAGCGUUCGACAAGCCCGAAUCGAAUGACGUUGUCACUUGGGGGCACAACGAUCCUACACUGUUCCCAAUCGACUAA